AUGAAUCCAGCAACACAACAGAAAGUGAAACCACAACAACAACUGCUGCUGUUUCUGAAGGUACUACUGAAGUCACUACAGAAUUAGUGCCUAGCACUUCAUCAGCAACAACAUCUGAAAAACCAGGAUCAGAUAAGCCUGACAUUCCUCUGAUAGUAUGCACUUCUAUAAUCAUCCCUAUUGUGGUUAUCGCCUUAAUUGUGGUUGCGGUGUACUGUUACAAGAAGAACAAAAAGAAAUCAAAAGCUGUUACUAAUGGUGGACCAAAUGAAAGUGGACGAAAUGAAAAUAACGAAAAACAAGAACUUCAUGAAACAGAUGAAAGUACACCAAAAGACCGUGAACGAAAACAUCAUGAAACAAAAGAAAGUACACCAAAAGACAAUGAACAAAAACAACAUAAAACAAAGAAAAGUGCACCAAAACCCCAGGAACGAGAACAUCAGGAGCAAGAUGGGGCCAGUACCAGUCUAUAG
Candidula unifasciata is the source of this 476-nucleotide messenger RNA. The record is from the annotation of a GenBank genome assembly. Lineage: Eukaryota; Metazoa; Mollusca; Gastropoda; Stylommatophora; Geomitridae.